AUGAGAAUGCUUCUGCGCCUGAGUUUGCUUGCCAUGGGGGCAGCCUACAUUUGUGCAUUGGCCGUAGAUAGUCGCAUGAACAUGAACGGGCUGGUGGCUGAGACCCUGACUCUUCUCUCCACACACCAAACACUGCUGAUCGGAAAUGGGACCCUGUGGAUUCCUACUCCAGAACAUAAAAAUCACCAACUAUGCAUUGAAGAAGUCUUCCAAGGAAUAGACACUUUGAGGAACCAAACUGAACAGGGGAAUAAUAUGGAAAAACUAUUCCUAAACUUGUCUUUAAUUAAAGAACACAUAGAUCGUCAAAAAAAAAAGUGUGGCAGAGCAAGACAGAAAGUAAAACAAUUCCUCAACUACCUACAGGAGUUUCUGGGUGUAAUAAACUCUGAAUGGACAAUGGAAAGUUAA
This is a messenger RNA of Suncus etruscus (white-toothed pygmy shrew), 411 nucleotides long. It is a transcript of the gene IL5, whose product is annotated as interleukin 5. The record is from RefSeq and is a predicted model, not a curated record. Gene Ontology annotation, molecular function: interleukin-5 receptor binding; growth factor activity. The transcript is spliced from 4 exons. Gene Ontology annotation, cellular component: extracellular region. Gene Ontology annotation, biological process: immune response. NCBI's taxonomy places the organism in Eukaryota, Metazoa, Chordata, Mammalia, Eulipotyphla, Soricidae. Bases 1 to 411 code for a protein of 136 amino acids.